AUGGAAGACAGGACAGUAGUUGUUUACGGGGAGAAGGACUGGAAGAAGGAUGAGAUCAUCGAGACCAGGAUAGACCUCUCCUAUCCAGUAUCGCCAACAGAUUCAGACCUCUCCUCUCUCCCCUCCCCAUUGAAAGAGAAAGCAGACCUCGAAGCCCAGACCACACCAGAAGAGGAAUCAUUACGAAAGCGCCUCGGCUUCAUCCGGUACACAGCCCUCAACGUCUACCGCCGCCUAUUCACCCUCGCCUUCAUCGGCAACAUCAUUCCUCUGAUCAUCUACCUUGUCAGAGGUGCCGAGCCUCUCGACUUGGUCAAUGCCUCAGCCAUCAACCUCGCCGUAUGUGGCCUCUGCCGGCAACCGCUCGUCCUCAACCUACUCUACCUCAUCUUUGGUUCUGUCCCGCGUUCAGCCCCGACAACAAUCAAACGCCUCGCCUGCCGCAUUUUUCACCUCGGCGGUGUCCACAGCGGCACUGGCGUCGCUUCCCUCAUCUGGUACAUCGGAUUCGCGGUCACCUACACCUAUCAAUUCAACCCCGCCACCGCCAACCCUAUAAGCAUUGCCGUCCUAGCCCUGAUCUACUCCGUCUUCGCCCUCCUCCUCUCCAUCAUCGUGGUGGCCCACCCCACCAUCCGGAGAAAACACCACGACGUCUUCGAGCUAGUCCACCGCUUCGCCAAUUGGGGAAUUCUCGCCCUCUUUUGGGUGGUAAUCUCCCUCCUCGGCACACAAGAACCGUCCCUAGAAAAAUUCCUCCUCAACCUCCCGGCCUUUUGGAUCUUGAUCCUUUUGACAGCAGCCACAAUCCACCCCUGGUUGCUCCUCCGCAAAGUAACCGUCACUCCUGAACCCCUUUCCCCCCACGCCAUCAGACUUCACUUUGAUCACACCACCGUCAAGUUUGGUCAAGGCAUCCAAGUCGCCAAGCACCCUCUCAAAGACUGGCAUUCCUUCGCUUGCUUCCCCGACCGCUUCGACAAUGUCAAGGACACCGCCUUGGAAAACACAAAGUUCAGCUGCAUCGUCUCGCGGGUGGGCGACUGGACCAAAGACACCAUUGUCGCUCAACCAACCAAGCUGUGGAAGAGGGGUGUACCGACGUACGGAUUCGGCUAUGUCUUUCGCAUGUUCAGCCGCAUCAUCGUUGUCACAACCGGCAGCGGGAUCGGGCCGUGCCUGUCCUUUUUGGCGGAUGAGAACAGGCCUAGUAUGAGGGUGUUGUGGCAGACGAGGAGUCCGCUCAAGACAUAUGGGCAGAGGACGCUGGAUUUGGUCAGCAGGAUGGACCAGAACCCCGUGAUUAUCGAUACGAGCGAGAAGGGGAAGAGGGAGGAGAUGCUGCCGCAGGUGCUGAGGUUGAUCAAGGAGUUUGACGCCGAGGCGGUUUGCGUGAUUAGCAACCCGGCGGUGACGAAGGAGGUGGUGUUUGGGUUGGAGAUGAGGGGGGUUUUGGCGUAUGGGCCUAUUUUUGACAGUUAA
This is a messenger RNA of Podospora pseudocomata, 1482 nucleotides long. RefSeq lists its product as uncharacterized. Gene Ontology annotation, biological process: conidium formation; regulation of conidium formation; sexual sporulation resulting in formation of a cellular spore. Bases 1 to 1482 code for a protein of 493 amino acids. Gene Ontology annotation, cellular component: plasma membrane. The record is from RefSeq and is a predicted model, not a curated record. Lineage: Eukaryota; Fungi; Ascomycota; Sordariomycetes; Sordariales; Podosporaceae. The transcript has a single exon.